This is a messenger RNA of Melitaea cinxia (Glanville fritillary), 906 nucleotides long. Its product is annotated as proteasome subunit alpha type-6-like. Bases 115 to 855 code for a protein of 246 amino acids. The record is from RefSeq and is a predicted model, not a curated record. The transcript is spliced from 5 exons. Lineage: Eukaryota; Metazoa; Arthropoda; Insecta; Lepidoptera; Nymphalidae. Gene Ontology annotation, cellular component: proteasome core complex; cytosol; nucleus. Gene Ontology annotation, biological process: ubiquitin-dependent protein catabolic process.
GUGUAUAAAAUUGAAAUAUCGUAGCGUUUCUGUCAAUCAUUGUGCGGCUGUCAAAUUUCAGCAUUAUAAUUUACAAAGUAUUUAAAUAUUAGAUUUUAAAGUAAUCCUAUUAAAAUGGCCCGUGAAAGUAGUGCAGGAUUCGAUAGACAUAUUACUAUUUUUUCGCCGGAAGGAAGAUUGUAUCAAGUCGAAUACGCUUUAAAAGCUAUCAAUCAAGGUGGCCUAACAUCGGUGGCGCUACGAGGCGCGGACACCGCUGUAGUAGCUGCUCAACGCAAGGUUCCUGAUCGCCUGCUGGACCCUGCGUCGGUCACUCAUCUUUUCCGCCUGACAGACCGCAUAGGAUGUGUCAUGACUGGCAUGACUGCCGACAGUAGGUCUCAGGUACAGAGGGCGCGAUAUGAAGCUGCAAACUGGACCUACAAGUACGGCACAGAUAUCCCUGUGCACAUCCUGUGCCGACGCAUCGCUGACAUCUCACAAGUGUACACUCAGAACGCUGAGAUGAGACCUCUUGGCUGUAGCAUGAUGCUGAUUGCAUAUGAUGAUGAGACUGGCCCCAAUGUUUACAAAACUGACCCAUCUGGCUACUACUGCUCAUACAAGGCAGUGGCUGCCGGCUCAAAGGCAACGGAUGCUAAUGCUUACCUCGAAAAGAAACUCAAGAAGCGUGGAGAUUUGUCAUCUGAUGAUGUUGUACAACUGGCCAUCUCAUGUCUCUCACAAGUACUCUCGGUGGACUUUAAGUCUUCAGAAAUUGAGGUUGGAGUGGUCACAAAGGAUGAUCCCAAGUUCAAGGUGCUAUCAGAAACUGAAAUUGACAGACACUUGACUGCGAUAGCAGAGAAGGAUUAAAGGAAUAUGAAUAUAAUUGCUAAUAAUUUUUAAUAAAAAAUGUGUUUACAA